Alternaria metachromatica is the source of this 2577-nucleotide messenger RNA. RefSeq lists its product as uncharacterized. NCBI's taxonomy places the organism in Eukaryota, Fungi, Ascomycota, Dothideomycetes, Pleosporales, Pleosporaceae. Bases 1 to 2577 code for a protein of 858 amino acids. The record is from RefSeq and is a predicted model, not a curated record. Gene Ontology annotation, molecular function: shikimate 3-dehydrogenase (NADP+) activity; 3-dehydroquinate dehydratase activity; 3-phosphoshikimate 1-carboxyvinyltransferase activity. The transcript has a single exon. Gene Ontology annotation, biological process: chorismate biosynthetic process.
AUGAACAAGGAAACCGGAGCGAUGGACGGGCGAGCUUCGCUCCCAACACCAUCUCCGCCGGCGUCCAAACAGCGAAGUCUACCGAAUUCGGCAAGGUCAACACCAGCACCCACACAGUACGAGUGCCGAAGAAUGUUUGAUUCCCGGGCAUCUAUCGUGCUCAUUGGCAUGCAUGGCACAGGCAAAGCAACAUUGGCAAUGAUGGCUUCAGUAGCCUGCCAGCGAAGGGUCAUCGACAUGGAGAGUGUCUUCCACACCGCAACAGGCUUCUCGACCGCUGCGUAUCGCAAACAGUUCGGAUCUUCGAACCGUGGCCUUCGGCAGGAGGAGAUCCUACGCGACACACUACAAAACCACAGCAGAGGCGCCAUUAUCGUCUGCAACGGAGGAUUUCCGCUGGAUAGCAGUAGCCAAGCUCUACUGCAUGAAUUCUCUGCAUCGCACCCAGUGAUACACAUUACACGAGACGUGCGCAGUGUACGCGAAUACUUAGACACGGACGAAUCCAAAGUUCGAGAGUUGCUUGCUCUCAGCACUCCGGUUUUCCGGCGAUGCUCGAACUACGAGUUCUACAACAUAUCCGAAACGAACGCAGCCCACCUCUCGGUUGCACCUGCACAUCAGCCCUCUGUGCCAGCAUUCCUGACGCUAAAACGAGCGGAAAGAACAUUCUUCAAGUUUUUGGCACUUAUCCUAUCUCCCACGAAUACCCGCAGAAAGAUCAAGAGUGACGCGCCCACGCUCGACCCUGGUCACUUCCCUUUAUCGUAUGUCGAUUUGGAGCUUAGAAAUUACACAUGCGCCGUUCAGGUUGAACUAUCAGAUCUUACGCCUGAAGAAGUCGACAUUGAAGAGCUGGAAUUUGGCUGUGACGCAUUCGAGAUAGUCGUUGAACCCGCACAGCUUACAGCGGAUCACGCGGAGAACAUAAGCAAGAGUAUAUUCAGAGUGCGGAGGAGUACCGUGACUCCGAUAAUGUUUCACACGAUGCCGCCUUCAGCACAUUCAAGCCAUUCCACAACGUCCUACCUGGCAAACUUGUGGUACGGUCUACGAAUGGCACCUGAGUUCGCCACUGUAGAUCUUACCAUGGACGAGGAACUGAUCCGCGCAAUCGUUGCGUCGAGGGGCUCAACCAAGAUAAUAGGCCAUCUUCACGCAGCCAUGGACUGGUACGAUGUAUUCUGGCUCGAAAAAUACGAUACAGCAAUGCGAUUGGGCUGCAGCCUGGUACGCUUUACCAGGCCAGCGAACUUCAUGGACGAUAACGCCGCCAUUCAGUCAUUCCGCAACACUAUAUACGCCAAGUCACCGAGAAUACCCAUAAUAUGUUAUAACACCGGACGCGCUGGCCGCCGUUCUGCUUGCUUCAACCAGGUUCUGACUCCUGUAAUACCAGAAAAGCUACGAAAGAGCGCAGAUUUUGAGACCAGAGCACAAAGAAACCCAGAAACUUCAUGGCUUACUGUGACAGAAGCUACACAUAUCCUAUAUGCUUCAUUUACAUACGACCCUAUGGAGUUUUACAUCAUCGGUGCCGCAGCGGGAUACAGUCUUAGCCCAGCUAUGCACAAUGCGGCAUAUCGAGCGUGUGGUAUGCCUCACCACUUUGACCGCCUCCAAACUGCGACACUGGACGAAAACAUACGGGAGCUGAUACGACGGCCAAACUUUGGCGGCACUGCAGUCAGCCAGCCAUUCAAAGUGGAUGCGGUUGUUCUCUCACACUCGCUAAGUCGUCACGCUCGAGCGAUUGGAGCAGUCAACACGCUUCUCCCAAUUCGUCACCUCAACGACGAUGGCAGCAUUCCCGAUGCGGAUGGGGUUGAGCUCUACCAGGAACGGAACCAAUCCGGACCUGUCAAAGCGCUAUUUGGCGACAACACAGAUUGGAUAGGCAUCCGAUCUUGCAUACGAAGAGGUCUGUCUCCCGCUAAUGCUGUGCGGCCAACGACCACUUCCAGCCUGGUCAUUGGGUCAGGAGGUAUGGCUAGGGCGGCAAUCUAUGCCAUGCUACAGCUUGGCAUCAAGAACAUCGUGAUCUUCAACCGAACAAUCACGAACGCACAAAAGCUAGUCAGCUACUUCUCCGCAUUAGCUGCAAGCCCAUCGGCGGCGAAGCUCUUCCCAUCGUUCGUCCAGGGAUCUCAACCCACGUUUCGCAUACUUGAGUCAAGGACCGAUCCCUGGCCAAAAGAUCUCCGCGCACCGACAGUCAUUGUAUCAUGCAUACCUACGCAUCCCGUAGGUGACGAACCAUCGCCUGACUUUACGCUACCCACUCAAUGGAUGCAGUCUCCCUCUGGAGGUGUAGUGAUAGAACUAGCUUACCGAACGCUCAAUACGCCACUGACAAGACAAGUUCGCGAAGAAGCGUCAGCAUCAUGGAUCUGUUUGGAUGGCCUUGAUCUGUUGCCUGAACAAGGUUUCGCUCAAUUCGAACUUUUCACAGGCAAGAGAGCUCCACGCAGGAUUAUGCGCGAAGAAGUGUUGAAAUGCUGGACCGACGAACAAGGACACUCGAAUCCUAACAUGGUCCGCACGCGGCUAGAAGCAAUGGAUGAGCAAGAGCCUUGA